Molecule: messenger RNA, 1525 nt
Organism: Heteronotia binoei (common prickly gecko)
Lineage: Eukaryota; Metazoa; Chordata; Lepidosauria; Squamata; Gekkonidae
Gene: ISM1
Product: isthmin 1
Exons: 7
Coding region: 1-1503 (500 amino acids)
Biological process (GO): negative regulation of angiogenesis
Source: RefSeq, a predicted model, not a curated record
AUGUCAGGGGAGAACCUCCAAGGUGGGAGAACCCCCACUCGGCCUGGGGACAUGGGAGCCCUAGUUUCUCAGUCUCAUGUUACAGCAUCGCUCAAUUGUACCCGACGUCCUAUAAAGAAGAUCUACGCCUGCGACGGCUCUUUGAAAAAGGACCGGGGCGCUCUCCGCUUAAAGGGAAGGCAGUCGCGCGGUAAAUUCAGGGAACCCUCUCCUUUCAUAUCGGCUGUAUCGGAGCCAGCGGACACGCUCCACGCUGGUAGCCUUUCAUCCCCUGACUCCAGCUUCACCCUAAAUCCAGAGGACAGGAGGGGCUAUCCGAACCCCCAAGCGCCACACAGGCCGUUUGCCAAGCAGCGACUGAGGCAGGAGAAGGGGCAGACGUCUUUGCAAAGGGACGGGCCCCAGCCUUUCCUUCUGGAUCUCCCAAACUUCCCGGACCUCUCCAAAGCAGACAUCAAUGGACAAAACCCCAAUAUCCAGGUUACUAUCGAAGUUGUCGAUGGGCCGGACUCUGAACCGGAGAAGGACCUCAGAAAGGAAAGCGGCAAGCCCAGCUGGCCCGUCCCCUCGCCGGACUGGAGGAACUGGUGGCAGAGGUCGACGCCCACUGCCACCCGCAUGAGCAGCGGCGACCAGGAUUACAAGUACGACAGCACAACAGAGGACAGCAACUUCUUAAAUCCUCUCGGCGGGUGGGACAGGCAUGCUUCCGGUCACCGGACGUUUGAAUCCAAAGAACAGCCGGAAUACGAUUAUAUAGACGGGGAGGGAGACUGGAGCUCAUGGUCCGUUUGCAGUAUCACCUGCGGCAGCGGCAACCAGAGGCGCACCAGGGCCUGCGGCUACGCCUGCACAGCGACCGAAUCGCGGACAUGCGACAGGCCAAACUGUCCCGGGAUUGAAGACACCUUCCGAACAGCGGCCACCGAAGUGAGUUUGCUUGCGGGGAGCGAAGAGUUCAACGCUACAAAGCUCUUUGAAGUGGACACAGACAGCUGCGAGCGCUGGAUGAGCUGCAAGAGCGAAUUCCUGAAGAAGUACCUGCACAAAGUGAUCAACGACCUCCCGGCCUGCCCUUGCGCCUACCCCACGGAAGUGGCCUACAGCACCGCCGACAUCUACGACCGGAUCAAGCGGAAGACCUUCCGCUGGAAGGACGCCAGCGGGCCGAAGGAGAAGCUGGAGAUCUACAAGCCCACCGCCCGCUACUGCAUCCGCUCCAUGCUAUCUCUAGAGAGCACCACCCUGGCGGCGCAACACUGCUGCUACGACGACAGCAUGCAGCUCAUCACCCGCGGGAAGGGGGCCGGGACACCCAACCUGAUCAGCGUCGAGUUCUCGGCGGAGCUGCACUACAAAGUCGACGUUUUGCCCUGGAUCAUCUGCAAAGGGGAUUGGAGCAGGUAUAAUGAGGCCCGCCCCCCGAACAAUGGGCAGAAAUGUACAGAGAACCCUUUGGAGGGGGACUAUCACAAACAGUUUCAGGAGGCGAGGGAAUAUUGAACAGACCGGCUGACUGCUUUCA